CAAGUCCUUGUUGCAUAUGAUGAUGCCGCCAACCUGCGCUACGAUUCCGCCUAUGAUCUCGAAGACGAAAAUGGUUUUAUAAGCCUGGUGGAGGUAUAUUCCGAAAAGGAGACCAAUCCGCCUCGAUAUUCUCAACGGUCGGAUUCGAGUAACCGCCUUACCAAGCAACUUCUAUAUGUGGAUCAAGGAAGAAAAGAGGGAAUGGAAGAAAUAAACCAGGAAGUUAAGAAUAAACAGAAGACGGAGCGAGAUGACGCCGACAGCUCUCUGAUUAUCCCUGUCUCUAAAACGGCUAUCCCUGGUGUCCGUUAUCGAAAGCGCCACGAAACAGCUGAUCCAAACUUCUCUGGUGUGUCAUCUAUCGCUUCGCCGCCUCCUCCAUUUAGGCGUUCUGAAGAAUCAGGUCUAGCGCCUGAUUCAGAAGACAUGCUGGACGAGCAAAGAGAACCUAUUCUAGGCCAAGAUCCAUGCCAUCCAGGUAGUCCUGUUCUCGCUGCCCAAUCUCCCUUGGUACCAACCCUGGUACCCACCAGGGGGCAUGUCGUCGCGUUAAUAAGCAAGCUCGAGACCGAACUUGAACACCCCCAAUUGUCUGGCCGCCGAUAUUCGAAAAAUGGCAUCCCUCCACCCGAAUCCAGCAUCAAUCAAGAUACACUUUUAAAACCAUCUAUUUCUCCCCCAUCUGUUAUAGACCCUGUCGAGACUUACGUUUCGGUACCCAGUCAACCGCGCCGCAUGCGGGAUUCACUGUCAGCCCGACCGAAUCUCAACGUCUUAACACCUGACGGGAAUACUUAUGAGCCGGCCGGAUCUCAAUCUGAAUCUCUGUUAGCGGUGGGCCCAGGGCUCCCUCCUCCGCGACACCUGCGUAGCAGCCGGUCUUCUGGUCAAGAACUUCGAAUGAGGCAGCCACUUGGGGACUCUAGGGAGUCGGCUAGCAACGUUGACAAAACUGAAGCAUCAGCCACAUUCCGACCUGACAUAGCAAUAUCGACGCCAGCUCUGGAAAGACCGCAUCCUCAGCCGAGAUCCCCUUCACUGAGUGGUAGCCAAAUGAUGUCUGAAUCGCCAGGUUCGAUUUCGCAGACCUCCCGGCCUCAACACCAACAGCGACAUCAACACCCGAAUCUUAUACAGAGACAAGACAGUUCUGGGCAGUCGGCUCAUCGACAGCCUCACGUGGGCCUUACUACCCAAAGCCUUCCUCGGCCACAAGCUGCCUCUCGACGUCACCCUACUGAGGCGAAUUGGCCAGUUUCUACGAAAGCUUCUGAUGCUGGCCCCUACCCUGAAUCUGCGCAACGUGCUCGUAGCUACUCACAAUCAGAGAGACAGGAAAACACUGGUAUUUAUUAA
Protopolystoma xenopodis is the source of this 1356-nucleotide messenger RNA. Lineage: Eukaryota; Metazoa; Platyhelminthes; Monogenea; Polystomatidea; Polystomatidae. The record is from the annotation of a GenBank genome assembly.